This is a messenger RNA of Zea mays, 1762 nucleotides long. RefSeq names its product probable protein S-acyltransferase 1. The coding region runs from base 16 to 1566 and encodes 516 amino acids. The record is from RefSeq and is a predicted model, not a curated record. NCBI's taxonomy places the organism in Eukaryota, Viridiplantae, Streptophyta, Magnoliopsida, Poales, Poaceae. The transcript has 5 exons. Gene Ontology annotation, molecular function: protein-cysteine S-palmitoyltransferase activity. Gene Ontology annotation, cellular component: Golgi apparatus; endoplasmic reticulum. Gene Ontology annotation, biological process: peptidyl-L-cysteine S-palmitoylation; protein targeting to membrane.
GGUCGUUAAGCCCUGAUGAUUGUUUCUUCCCGCGUCGCCGCCGCGCCUUAUUGCUGGUGCCCAAUCAGUAGAUACCAAUCAGUUUUUGGACGACGGAGACGAAGAGGAGCCUCGGUUGCAGUUGCAGUAGCAUCCCAACUUCCAACCUCCAAAUCCAAAGUGGGUUCCAGUUCCAGAGAGAGGAAGCCCAACGGCGGCGGCGGCGGCGACGGCCGACGUGCUCAGAGACGCGGCGUGGAGGGGCGCGCCGCCGUGGCUUCGUGCAGGGGGUCGGCCCGACCGUGUGCCCGUGAGAGGUUGACGUCGCUGAUGGGGGAGCCGCCGCCGGACCGGAGGAGGCUGUACCAGGUUUGGAAGGGAAGCAAUAAAUUCCUCUUCGGCGGGCGGCUGAUUUUCGGUCCUGACGCGGGCUCCCUCUUCCUGUCCACGGUCCUGAUAGCAAGCCCGCUGGCCGGCCUGUGCUUCCAGUGCGUCACCAAGCUCAGCAGCUCCGGCGGCAGCUCACCGCUCGGCCUGCCGGUCCUCCUGGCCACCAUACUCCUUGGGCUAUCGGAUCUGGCGUUCCUGUUCCUGACAUCGAGCAGGGACCCCGGGAUCGUGCCGAGGAACGCGCGCCCGCCGGAGCAGCAGGAGCGCGGUGGGGUCGACGACCCCGUCGUCGCCGAUGACGACGACAUCGUCUCGGCGUCGACCGAGUGGGUGGCGAUGAGCGCCGCGAAUAACCCGCACCUCCGGCUGCCGCGCAACAGGGACGUGGUCGUCGCCGGCGGCCAUGUCGUCCGGGUCAAGUACUGCGACACGUGCCUGCUGUACCGGCCGCCGCGGGCGUCGCACUGCUCCAUCUGCAACAACUGCGUCCGGAAGUUCGACCACCACUGCCCCUGGGUCGGCCAGUGCAUCGGCCUGCGCAACUACCGCUUCUUCUUCCUCUUCAUCUCGACGUCCACGUUCCUGUGCCUCUACGUCUUCGUGCUGUCCUGGCUCAACAUCGCCGCGCAGAGGGCGAGCCACGGCGGGUCGCUGCUGAGGUCCGUCACCGGCGAGCCGCUGUCUCUCGUGCUCAUCGUUUACUCCUUCGUCGUCGCGUGGUUCGUCGGCGGCCUCACCGUCUUCCACAUCUACCUCAUGAGCACCAACCAGACGACGUACGAGAACUUCAGGUACCGGUACGAGGAGAAGGAGAACCCGUACAACAGGGGCGUGCUGGCUAACAUGUCCGAGGUCUUCUGCACCGGGAUGCCGCCGUCGAUGAACAACUUCCGGGCAUGGAUGGAGCUGCCGGCGCCGGCACCGGAGGCGUUCGACGCCGGGCCGCCGCUCGCUUCUAGGGACAAGAUCGACCUGGAGAUGGGGCACAAGGGCGGCGUGCAACACCAUACUGGUGUUCCACCCAUCUUGCAGGGGCUGCAUUACGCGCAAAUGGAGAAGAAUUACAGUGCCAGCGUCCACAUCAAGGACCGGCGAUCCGCGGAGGCGCCGGACCCCUUCAUGAUCCCGGAGGCGCCGCGACACGCUGCAGCAGGAGAAGCUUGGCCUCCAGCUGUGUUUCAUGACGACGGAGUCUAAUGAUGUUACGAGCAGCGGGCAAGAGUCCGUGGUGAUUGUGAUUAUAAUUGUAGGAAUAGGAAUUGUGUGGUUACACAACAUAGUGAGGCGCUUGCGAUCCAUUUUUGUACAUCUUGGAACUCGAGAGGUUAAACCUCGUGAUAGUCAACUGCAUGUAUUGAAACAUAUAUUUAUACACAUUUUUUUUUGCAUCCUG